Saprolegnia diclina VS20 is the source of this 693-nucleotide messenger RNA. RefSeq lists its product as hypothetical. The coding region runs from base 1 to 693 and encodes 230 amino acids. The record is from RefSeq and is a predicted model, not a curated record. Gene Ontology annotation, molecular function: RNA binding. NCBI's taxonomy places the organism in Eukaryota, Oomycota, Saprolegniomycetes, Saprolegniales, Saprolegniaceae. The transcript has a single exon.
AUGAGCGACCGCGCCGACAGCCCCCGCCGCAGCCCGAGCCCGGAGAAGGCCUCGAGUCCCGCCCGUAGCCCUGCUCGCAGCCGCAGCCCUGUGCGCGAGAGCAGUCGGGAACGUGCGUCGAGCCCUGCACGCAGCACGAGCCGUGGUCGUCGCAGCCGCAGCCCGGCCCGCGAGACCAGCCGCGGCCGUCGCAGCCGUAGCCCUGCCCGCGGCAACAGCCGUGGCCGUGGUAGCAGCCGCGAUCGGCGAGGCGGUGCCCGCGAGGGUGCUCGCGAAGGCGAACGUAUCUCGAUCCUCGUGCGCAACAUCAGCCGCCGUGGUGCCAAGGAUGCAAUUUACGAAGCAUUCUCCAAGCACGGCGAGGUCCGCGAUGUGUACAUCCCGCUCGACCACUACACGCGUGAACCGCGCGGCUUUGCGUUCGUUGAGAUGGCCACGCAAGACGAGGCUGACGUCGCGAUCCGCGCCUUGGACGGCACGGACCUUGAAGGCACGCGCAUUGGCGUUGUCAUGGCGCAGGAACGGCGAAAGACGCCGGUGGAAAUGCGCAAGCGUGACCGCUCGCGCUCGCCGAUCCGCCGCCGUGGCCGCUCGCGCUCCCGUUCGCGUGACCGCCGCCGCAGCCCCCGUCGCCGCAGCCCGCGUCGUUCGCGCUCGGCACCACGCCGCCGCCGCUCGCGCUCGCGGUCGUAA